This is a messenger RNA of Alligator sinensis (Chinese alligator), 6121 nucleotides long. It is a transcript of the gene IQGAP3, whose product is annotated as IQ motif containing GTPase activating protein 3. Bases 18 to 4886 code for a protein of 1622 amino acids. Lineage: Eukaryota; Metazoa; Chordata; Crocodylia; Alligatoridae. The record is from RefSeq and is a predicted model, not a curated record. The transcript is spliced from 37 exons. Gene Ontology annotation, cellular component: cytoplasm. Gene Ontology annotation, biological process: regulation of GTPase activity; regulation of actin cytoskeleton organization. Gene Ontology annotation, molecular function: actin filament binding; GTPase activator activity; calmodulin binding.
GACUCACGGCAGACGAGAUGGAUGAGCAAAGGAGACAGAACGUCGCCUAUCAGUAUCUGUGUCACUUGGAGGAGGCAAAGCGGUGGAUGGAGGCUUGUCUGAACGAGGAGCUGGCCUCCCCGACGGAGCUGGAGGAGAGCUUACGCAACGGAGUCACCCUGGCCAAGCUGGGACACUCUUUUGCCCCAGACAUCGUCCCUCUGAAGAAGAUCUACGACCAUGAGGAGAUGCGCUACAAGGCCAACGGACUUCACUUCCGGCACACAGACAACAUCAACUACUGGCGUGAUGCCAUGAUCCACGUGGGGCUUCCUUCGAUCUUCCACCCCGAGACCACGGACAUCUACGACAAGAAAAACAUGCCCCGCGUGGUUUAUUGCAUCCAUGCUCUGAGUUUGUACCUGUUCAAGCUGGGGCUGGCGCCGCAGAUCCAGGACUUGUAUGGGAAGGUGGACUUCACUGAGGCAGAGAUCACCCACAUGCGCCGGGAGCUGGACAAGUACGGCCUGCAGCUGCCGGCGUUCAGCAAGAUCGGGGGAAUUUUGGCCAACGAACUGUCAGGAGACGAGGCAGCAGUCCACGCCGCCGUGCUGGCCAUCAACGAGGCCGUGGAGAGAGGCGUGGUGGAACAGACCCUGGCUGCCCUGCACAACCCCAGCGCCCUGUUGCUCAGUCUGAGGGAUGACCUUGCUGCUGUCUAUCAGGAGAUGCUCUACCAGGCCAAGGCGGAGAAGGCAGGCAAUGCCCAGAACAGGUACCCGCAGAAGAUCCCGGAGGCUGAGGACAUCUAUGACAGGUGUCUGACCCAGGCCGAGAUCCAAGGGAGCAUCAACAAAGUCAACGUGCAUGGAGCCUUGGAGUAUGUGGAUGAUGCCUUGGAGAGACAGGACUCCCAGGCUUUGUACCAGGCUCUGCGGGACCCCGUCCUGGCCCUCCGCCUCGUGCAGCGAGAGAACAGCGACUGGUACCUGGAUCAGUUGAGCACUGACCGGGAGCAGAAAGCCCUGGAGCUGGGCUUCGUGGAUCCACUGGAGCAGGAGGAGGUGCAGGCAGGCGUCGACGCGGCCAACGAGAGGGGAGAGCAGGAACGUGCCAUGGCGCAGGCUGUGAGCCACAUAAAUGCCGUGCUGCGCCGAGGGCAGCCAGAGGAGACGGUGGAGGCUCUUGCCAGCCCCGCAGCUCAGCUGCCCGAGGUGCAUGCUUUCGCCGCCCUGCUGUACCAGCACGAGCUGGGCCUGCUCCAGCGCCAGCACCCACAGGGAGAGCUGGCACAGGAGGAGCUCUUCGUGGCUGUGGAGAUGCUGUCGGCCGUGGCUCUGGUGAACCAGGCACUGGAAGCUGGGGAUGUCCAUGGGGUCUGGAGCAGCCUGGUCAGCCCCAGCCUGGGGCUGUCUGAUGUGGAGGAGGCCAAUGCUCAGCGCUACGUGGAUGACCUAUUGAGCUGCCAGCGCCAGGCUGGGCCCCGGGGGGCUACACUCCUGAGCUGGAACGACCUCCAGGCUUGCGUGAGCCGCACCAACACCGCAGUGCAGGAGGACAGCGAGAAGAUCCUCGCCGUGGAGCUCAUCAAUGAGGCGCUGUGGCAGGAUGACCCAGAGAAGACCCUCACAGCCCUGCUGCUGCCCUCAGCGGGGCUCUCCAGCGUGACACUCCCGGUUGCUAGACGUUAUCAUGAUGUCCUGACCAGUGCCCGGCGGCAGAAAGCCCAGGUGACACGGGAUGAGGACGCCACACUCUGGUGGGAAGAGAUCCAGCAUGGUGUGGCCAAAGCUAAUCGGGACACGGAGGCAACAAGGAGAAUGGCUCUUGGCAUUGCAGCCAUCAACCAGGCCAUCAAGGAGGGGAAGCCAGCCCAGACGGUGCGUGUGCUGCGCAACCCAGAUGUCGCCCUGUGCGGUGUCGUGCCCGACUGUGCUGGGGCCUACCAGGCGCAACUUGCUGCCCUCAUGGCGUGCCAGGGCCUGUCAGGAAACAUCAAGCACCCCUGGGUGCGGCAUCAGCUGAAGGACGGGACCGAGUACUACUUCAGCCUGCAGACGUUUGAGGGUACCUGGGAGCGGCCGCAGGGCUGCGUCCUGCACCCCACGCACCUCAGCCGGGACGAGAUCCAGUCCACAAUCGCCAGCGUGACCGUGGCCCAUGACCGGCAGCGCCUGUGGGAAGCCCAUGUGGGGCUCGUGGUGCGGCUGCAGGCCCGUCUGCGGGGGCUUCUUGUCCGCCGGGACUUCGCCGCCCGCCGGCAUUUGCUGCGGGAACAUCUCCCAGCAGCCAUCAGGAUCCAGGCCUGGUGGAGAGGUUCCCAGCAGCGCCGUGCCUACCUGCAAAGACUGAGAUACUUGCAAGCAAACACGUCUGCGGUGAUCAAGCUCCAGGCAUGCGUGAGGAUGUGGCAAGCUCGCAGGAGGUACCAAGAGAGGCUGCGCUACUUUAGGAAGAACAUUACUGCUGUAAUUAAAAUCCAGGCUUUUGUGCGAGCUAACAAGGCCCGUGGGGAUUACAGGGUGUUGGUCCGCGCCAGGGACCCGCCACUGGGCAUCGUGCGGCGCUUCGUGCACUUGCUGGAGCAGAGCCAGCACGACUUCUGGGAGGAGGCGGAGGGGCUGCGGCUGCGGGGGGACGUGGUGAGGCGCAUCCGCUCCAAUCAGCGCCUGGAGAGCGACCUUAACCUCAUGGACAUCAAGAUCGGGCUGCUGGUGCGGAACCGCAUCACGCUACAGGAGGUGGUCUCCCACUGCAAGAAGCUGACCAAGAAGAACAAGGAGCAGCUGUCAGACAUGAUGGCCCUGGACAAGCAGAAGGGGAUCAAGGCACUGAGCAAAGAGAAGCGCCAGAAGCUGGAGGCCUACCAGCACCUCUUCUACCUGCUGCAGACCCAGCCCGUAUACCUGGCCCGGCUGAUCUUCCAGAUGCCCCAGAACAAGUCCACGAAGUUCAUGGAGUCGGUGGUCUUCUCCCUGUACAACUAUGCCUCCAAUGCCCGCGAGGGCUACCUGCUCCUGCAGCUCUUCAGCACUGCCCUGCAAGAAGAGAUCCGGUCCAAGGUGGAUCACCCCCACGAGAUCCUGACGGGCAAUCCUACAGUGAUCCGGCUGGUGGUGAGCUUCUACCGCAACUCCCGCGGGCAGAACGCCCUACGCCAGAUUCUGGAGGGGCCCGUGCGAGAUGUCCUGCAGGACAAGGCUCUCAACAUCCGCACUGAUCCUGUGGACAUCUACAAGGCUUGGGUCAACCAGACAGAGUCCCAGAGUGGCCAGAGUAGCCAGCUCCCAUACAAUGUGAGCCCAGAGCAGGCCCUGAGCCACGCCGAGGUUCAGAGACGACUGGACAUCUCCAUCCACAACCUCCUGGCAGCCACGGACAAGUUCGUCUCCGCCAUCACCUCCUCCGUGGAUAAGAUCCCCUACGGGAUGCGCUACGUGGCCAAAGUCCUGAAGACGUUGUUGGCGGAGAAGUUCCCAGAGGCAACCGAGGAUGAGGUCUGCAAGAUCGUUGGACACCUGCUCUACUACCGCUUCAUGAACCCGGCUGUGGUGGCCCCCGAUGGCUUCGACAUCGUGGAUGUCUCGGCCGCCAUGGCUCUGCACCCCGACCACCGCCGCAACCUGGGCUCCAUCGCCAAAGUGCUGCAGCACGCCGUGGCCUACAAGCCUUUUGAGGGCGAGAGUGCCCACCUGAAUGGGGUGAACCGCUACCUGGAGGAGACGCACGACAAGUUCAGGAGAUUCAUCCACGCGGCCUGCUCAGUGCCCGAGCCAGAAGAGAGAUUCAACGUGGACGAGUACUCGGAGCUGGUGGCGGUCGCCAAGCCAGUCGUCUACAUCACCGUGGGCGAGCUCAUUGACACGCACCGGCUGUUACUAGAGCACCAGGACUCCAUUGCUCCCAGCCAGGGGGACCCCCUGCAUGAGCUGCUGGAGGAUCUGGAUGAGCUGCCUACCGUCCAGGCUCUUGUUGGUGAGAGCACCCCCAGCCCCGCAGACGGCAGUGCCGAGCAGACCCUCAGCAAGCUGGAGAUCUCCCUCACCCUCACCAGCAAGUUCGAUGUAGUGGAGGCCAGUGGCGAGGAGACCGAUGCCAAGAGCUUGCUAUUGAGCACCAAGCAGAUGCUGGUGGAUGUGAUUCAGUCCCAGCCUGGGGAUUCCCUCUUGGAGAUCUUGCAGACACCAGCAUCGGAAGAUCAGGAGGCCUCCCACCACCAGCUGAUGCAGAGGCGGGCCCCACACGAUGCCCAGACCCCGAACAAGCUGAAACGUAACCGCUCCCUGAUGGGCAACAGCCAGCUCUCAGUGGAGGAGAAGAAGCGGAAGAUCCUCCGUAACCUGCGGCACCUGGAGAGCCUGGGGGUGGUGGACUCGGCCAACCAGUACCAGGAGAUCGUCAACGAGCUGGCCAAGGACAUCCGCAACCAGCGGCGGUACCGGCAGCACCGCAGGGGGGAGCUGGACAAGCUGCGUCAGACCCUAGAGGCCCUCCAUGCCAAGAGCACCUUUUACGAGGAGCAGGUCGACUACUACAACCAGUACAUCCGGACGUGCCUGGGCAACCUGGCCACCAGCAGCAAGGUCAGCGGGAAGGGCAAGAAGGCACCGGCACUGCACUACACGGCUGCUCGGCUGCUGGAGAAGGGCGUGCUGCUGGAGAUUGAGGACCUCCCUAUCAGCCAGUUCCGCAACGUCAUCUUCGACAUCGUGCCCUGCGGGGAAGCCGGCAAGUUCCAGGUGAAGGCCAAGUUCAUGGGCAUUGACAUGGAGCAGUUCCAGCUCCACUACCAGGACCUGCUGCAGCUGCAGUACGAGGGCGUAGCCGUCCUGAAGAUGUUCGACAAAGCCAAAGUCAACGUCAACCUGCUUAUCUUCCUCCUCAACAAGAAGUUCUUCCAGAAGUAACUGCAGCUGGGGGCAGGGGGUGAGGGGAUGGAGGCAGCUGCCAUGGGGAGGGUUGUGGGGGGGAGAGGAACCUGCCAAAGACACUUUGGGGACUGAAUCCUGCUGCUGAACGGUCCUGUCAAGUGUUUGCUGUUUGACUCUUUCCUGUCUGGGUCUGGCAGGAUCAGGCUCUUCUACAGCAAGCAGCACCUUAGUGCCUUGUGGAUUGAAAACUACCUAGGGCAGAAUCAUCCCAGGACAAGGAUGGGCAGAAAGGGAAACCUAAAAGUAUCCCCCUAGUCAAGGGCUGGUGCAGACUAGAGCAGCCCUGGUCAGGAGCUAAAAGCUCUCUAGGAGCCAUGCAGUAGUGUUGGAAGCACUAGCAUACCAGCCUGCCUUGCUACGCCCCUGCCAGCUGGGUAUAAGGGUACGGCUGGGGGGGGUGCGUCUAUGCUAGCCUCUCUAGCAGCAAGGAAUUGGCCCCCGUUUGUGCUGCUGCUUCGGAUGGAUAGAAAUACCCGCAGCUGUGGAGCUGCCACCUGGUUCAAGGGGGUUUUAGAUCCAUUCCAGGUUGCCAGGACCAGUCUUGUCCCUUCUCAGCUGCUCCAACCUCCUUUCAGUCUCGCUUCAAUGCUGGACUUUGAGCAUGAGCUCCACAGGCACAGAUGCUUGCAAGCCCACCAUGCGCUCUGAAUGCACCCUGGCCUGCGUCUGCUGGCAGUAGCUGGGUCACGGACACGUGUGAUCACUACGUGUUAACUCACAUGGGAGAGUGUGUGUGUGUGUGUGUGUGUGUGUGUCAGAGGGAAUCCAUAGUCCCUGUGGCUUUGUAUUAUGUGUGUAACUGCUUUUCUCACUACUGUUUUUAGAGGUUUGACUCUAGUUCCUGGUCACUUCCAAAGUGGCUGUUUUUGUGGACACUAAAGGUUCGUGAGCCAUGGACCUGAGCUUUUACAUAAAUAAAGAAACUUAGUUAUAUAUUUCCCCCUAUUCUAUUAGAGAAACAAAAACCCAGUCCCCUUUUAUCCUAUAAGGGAAAAACUGGCACUGGAAGGAAAAACCAUUCCAGAAGAUGCUGUCCAGUAAACAAAGCGGCCUAUAGGCAGCCCUCUUCCAGGGGCCAUAAAUACACCGGUUUGCAGUACAAGGAAGCUGCAAUUAAUUUUAAGGGAGCUAAUUUGAGCUUUCACACUCUCCCAGGCAGUUACCAUGGAGCAAGAGGCAUAAAGUGAGCUAUUGCCAUGCUUAUUUUUUUG